Molecule: messenger RNA, 480 nt
Organism: Brassica napus (rape)
Lineage: Eukaryota; Viridiplantae; Streptophyta; Magnoliopsida; Brassicales; Brassicaceae
Exons: 2
Coding region: 1-480 (159 amino acids)
Source: RefSeq, a predicted model, not a curated record
AUGGCGUUGAAUGUUCGCAACAAAUUGGGGUUUAUCGACGGAACUAUCCCCAAGUCCCCUCUCAAUCAUCGUGAUUCUGGUUCUUGGUCAAGAUGCAACGAUAUGGUGGUGACUUGGCUCAUGAACUCUGUCUCCAAGAAGAUUGGCCAGAGCUUGUUGUUUAUGUCAACCGCUGAGUCAAUAUGGAGGAACUUGUUGGCUCGUUUCAAGCAGGACGAUGCGCCUAGAGUUUAUGAGAUUGAGCAGCGAUUGAAACUUGUUACUCUUUGGGAAGAGUAUAAGAAUUACGUUGAGAUUACAGUUUGUACUUGUGGACGAUGCGAAUGUAAUGCGGCUUUGCUUUGGGAAAAGAUGCAGCAGAGAAGCAGAGUUACGAAGUUUCUGAUGGGUCUUAAUGAAGCUUAUGAAUCCACACGACGUCAUAUUCUUAUGCUAAAGCCAAUACCUGAUAUUGAGGAUGUGUUCAACAUGGUUACAUAA